Molecule: messenger RNA, 2023 nt
Organism: Pistacia vera
Lineage: Eukaryota; Viridiplantae; Streptophyta; Magnoliopsida; Sapindales; Anacardiaceae
Product: protein tesmin/TSO1-like CXC 5
Exons: 10
Coding region: 161-2023 (620 amino acids)
Biological process (GO): regulation of DNA-templated transcription
Cellular component (GO): nucleus
Source: RefSeq, a predicted model, not a curated record
GACAAAACAAAAGCUUCAGCCCUCUUUCUACGAGUUCCCGUACUAAUCGAGAUUUUAAAAAUUCGUGAAUUCCAUAAAAUCGCGCAUCGCCUACGACGGGCAACAUUCAACUCUUUUGGGAAGGUUUUUCUGGUUAAUUGAUUCAGAGUUUGGCGGAUUAAUGGAACAAGGUGAGAAGAUUUCUGAUUUUGCGCCGAAGAAGUUGGCGAGGCAAUUGGAUUUCACCGUUUGCCGAGCAUCGGCCAACGCCAUAUUGUCGGAGCAGUCGAUAAAGUCACACUCACAGCCGCAACAGUCACAGUCACAUCCGAAAUCGCAGAAGGAAGUGGAAUUGCAAGUAGCGUCACUGCCACAACCACAGCCACAGCCACAUGUACAAUUGCAGUUACAGCCAGAGUCACAGCUACAAGUGCAAUGGCAGAUAAGAUCACAGCCACAGGUAACGCCGCAAUGGCAAGCACGACCGCAGCAGGCGGCCAUGAUGCAUCGGAUACCACACCCGGUGCAAAAACUUCAAAUGCCGACACCACAUAUGGCCAAGCAAGAAUCGCCUAGAUCACAACCGCGUGGUAACAAUGAAGCAAAAGAUGGUACUCCAAAGAAACACAAGCAGUGUAAUUGCAGAAAUUCCCGAUGCUUGAAGUUGUACUGUGAGUGCUUUGCAGCUGGAAUUUUUUGUGAUGGGUGCAAUUGUGUAAAUUGUCAUAAUAAUGUGGAGCAUGAGGCUGCUAGGAAAGAGGCUGUUGAAACAACCCUAGAGCGCAAUCCACACGCAUUCAGACCAAAGAUUGCUAGCAGUCCACAUGCAUCUCAGGAUGCUAGGGAAGAUGCAAGGGAUGCUCAACUGGCAGUAAAGCAUAAUAAAGGAUGUCACUGUAAGAAAUCAGGAUGCCUCAAGAAGUAUUGCGAGUGCUUCCAGGCCAAUAUUCUGUGCUCUGAAAAUUGUAAAUGUUUAGACUGCAAAAACUUCGAAGGAAGUGAAGAACGAAGGGCUCUUUUUCACGGGGAUCAUAAUGCUAUUGCCUUCAUGCAAAGAGCAGCCAAUGCGGCAAUUAGUGGGGCCAUUGGUUCAUCUGGAUAUGGGACUCCUCUGGCAAUGAAAAAGAGAAAAUGUGAGGAACUCUUAUUUGGUGUAGCAGCCAAAGAUCAAUCCAUCAAAAGGAAUGCACCUUGUCAGCAGGAACACCAUCUACGAAAUUCUGCUGUCUCUCCGAUUCAAUCUGUUCCUGUUUCUCGUUCCACUAAUACAGCCAUAUCAGGAUCUUCAAAAUUCACGUAUAGAUCUCCAUUAGCAGACAUCCUUCAACCACAGGAUAUGAAAGACCUAUGCUCACUUUUGGUUGUAUUUUCAUCAAAAGCUACUAUGACUCUCACAGAAAAAAUAGGCGAAAUGGAUACAAAAACACAGAGAAACAAUACUAAGACUGAUGUUGCUUCAUCCACUCAAGAGAUUGAGGAUUCUAAGCAAGGAAAUGCAUUUAAUAAUGGUGCCCCUAAUGAUCCUUCAAUUGGGAACAGCAUGGAUGUGGAAGAAAGAAGUGGUUCUGGAGCAGAUGGCUGUGAUAUGCAAAAUGAGAGGCCAUUGUCUCCUGGAACACGUGCAUUAAUGUGUGAUGAAGAAGAUACAAUGUUUAUGGCAGCUGGGUCACCAACUGGAUUGGCAGGCUGUUGUCCAAGCACAACUCAAAAAUAUAAUGGGCAUGAAUGCACAAGGAUUUAUGCAGAGCAAGAAAGGAUCAUCUUAACUGCCUUUCGGGAUAUUCUCAACGAUCUCAUAACUGUUGGAAGCAUAAAAGAAACAAUGUGCUCGCCAAAGAGGUUAGAACCCGUAGAAAAUGGCACCAUGAAAGCUGGAAUGGAGAUGAAGAAUCACAAGGAGCCUUGUGGCAAUAGCACUGGAAAACCUAUACUGCCAGCAGCCGUGGAAUUGUCUCAGACUCCCGCUACAAUAACUUCCACUUGUAAGAAUGAUCUGCUGAUGAAGGUUGGCUUGCCCAUUGAAAAUGAGAAAAUGGAUUCAUAG